GAGCCAAAGCACAAGUUACCUCGAUAACCGCCAAUCCUGCUUCGUAGUCCGGGUGUGUUCAUGGAGACGUCCUCCCCUUUGGCAAGUUUGAGGGGCAAUCGGCAUCGACAGGCAAGGGGGCUCUGUCAGUGGUGUAGUGCUCCCCGGAGAGAGAAUUCAGUUAUGAACGAUAAGGCGUUGGAACCUCAUUCUGUCAGUAUCGCCAUGGAGGGGGCCGACGCUCGCAACAGAGACGGCCAGCAUCUCGCCCCCCUGCUUCAGCCUCAGCAGCAGCAGGAGCCGUCCAUGUUGACCCAGCUGAAGAAGGUCAAGAACGACAUCUCCGAAGCGCAGCGUUUCUCCCACCUCCCCAAGCGCUCGGCCGUCGACCUGGACUUCACCAACCUCUCCUACUCCAUCCAAGACGGGCCGUGCUGGAGGAGGAGAGGUUUCAAGGCGUUACUGAAGUGUCUGUCUGGGAGGUUCUGCAGUCGGGAGCUAAUCGGAAUCAUGGGGCCCUCGGGGGCCGGGAAGUCCACCUUGAUGAACAUUUUGGCUGGAUACAGGGAAACAGGGAUGAAGGGUCAGAUCCGGGUAAACGGUCAACCCAGGGACCUGAGGACAUUCAGGAAAAUGUCCUGCUACAUCAUGCAGGAGGACGUGCUGCUGCCACAUCUCACUGCACGGGAGGCCAUGAUGGUUUCAGCGAACUUGAAGCUGAAUGAAAGUCAUGAUUUGAAGAAAACACUGGUGAAUGAGAUUCUGACUGCCUUAGGGCUCCUCGAAUGUGCUCACACUCGCACCAGCUCGCUGUCAGGAGGUCAGCGUAAACGGCUGGCCAUCGCCCUUGAGCUGGUCAACAAUCCUCCCGUCAUGUUCUUUGAUGAGCCCACCAGUGGCUUAGACAGUGCAUCCAGCUAUCAGGUGGUCUCACUAAUGCAUUCUCUGGCACUGGGAGGACGGACCAUCAUCUGCACCAUCCACCAACCUAGUGCCAAACUGUUUGAGUUGUUUGACAAGCUUUACAUUCUCAGUCAGGGACAGUGCAUCUACGAAGGCACUGUCCCUUACCUCAUCCCCUAUUUGAAGAGUCUGGGGCUUCACUGUCCCACCUACCACAAUCCUGCAGACUUCAUCAUUGAAGUGGCAUCAGGGGAGCAUGGUGACUUGAACCCUGUGUUGUUUGCGGCAGCCCAACGUGGAAUGUGUGCAAUAGAGGAUGAGACGAGCCAGUGUGAUGAAAGUGGCACGUCAGUCCAGGCAACCAUGAAUACUGGGCACAUAGAGAGCCAUACUUUUGCGACAAGCACUCUAACACAGUUCUGUAUCCUCUUCAAGAGAACCUUCAUAACAAUAUGUCGAGACCAGGUUUUGACCCACCUCAGACUGAUGUGCCACAUCCUCAUAGGUUUCUUAAUAGGCUUGCUCUAUCUGAACAUUGGCAAUGAUGCCAGCAAGGUCUUCAACAACACUGGGUUCCUCUUCUUCUCCAUGCUUUUCCUCAUGUUUGGUGCACUCAUGCCAACGGUGUUAACUUUUCCUAUGGAGAUGGCUGUGUUCCUGAGGGAGCAUCUUAAUUACUGGUACAGUCUGAAAGCCUACUACCUUGCCAAGACCAUGGCUGAUAUUCCAUUCCAGGUCAUCUGCCCCAUCAUGUACUGCAGCAUAGUGUAUUGGAUGACAGAUCAGCCUCCUGAGGCCAGCCGCUACCUGCUCUUCAUAGCCCUGUCCACCUGUACUGCUCUAGUGGCCCAAUCCCUUGGCAUGCUGGUCGGGGCCGCUUCGACCUCACUACAGGUAGCCACGUUUAUUGGACCUGUCACAGCGAUCCCAGUGUUGCUUUUCUCUGGAUUCUUUGUGAACUUCGAUACCAUCCCCUUCUAUCUGCAGUGGAGUGCCUAUGUGUCUUAUGUCAGGUAUGGGUUUGAAGGCGUGAUCCUGGCCAUCUAUGGGAUGAACCGUACAGAACUGGUGUGUCCCGGGAAGGUUUGUAGGUUCCAAAAGCCAGAGGAGGUUUUGCAGUUACUGGAUGUGGAAGACGCAAAGCUCUACAUAGACUUCAUCUCCCUAGGUAUUUUUUUCCUCAUCCUACGACUGGCCACCUACCUUGUCCUACGAUACAAAGUCAAGUCUGAGCGAUAGGUUUUACAAACAAGGCAGAUUUGCAAAUACAGUGUUUACUGUUAUUUACAGUGUUAACUAUUUGCCAAAGAAAAUUGAGGGCAAACUUGUUGUACUGGAGAACUAGAAGAGAAAGAGUUAAAAAUGAAUUAUAAUUUUUCAACAAUAACCAUGAUUACAUUACAUACAUACAUACAUAUCUAUCUGGACACUAUAUGAGAGAAGUAUGUUUGAGAUAGUUUAUGCUCUUUUCACUAUCUCAAAAUCUUUAUUUCCUGUGUAUCAAUGUAAUCACAACUUAUCUAGAUUGUCUUUUUUUAACGUGUUGAUCGUGUUAAAUUUAGCUUUGCCAUGAUUGUGUACCAAAAUUUGGUAUGUAUAUGCAAUUUCAAUGUGUUUAAGCAAAAUAGAUGGAAAACUCACUUUACAUUAUUAUUAGUUUGUUUCCACACUAUAGCCAGUAAUGCCACAUGGACACAACACUCUCAUUCAGUCAUACUUGUUGCUAUCAGAAGUUUUAUGUUUUUUUUAAAUUCCGUAUUAUUAUGAAAGAAAAUGUAUGCAUCUUGACUGCACAUUACAGGAAUAUGUGGCACAGAACAACCAAAGAGAAUUCAAUGUAAGGUGUGUGUGUGUGUUGGUCUUGUUUGCAAAUGUUGUCUUUUUUCACCACAACUAAUAAACUUUUUUUUCGCACCAGCA
Molecule: messenger RNA, 2802 nt
Organism: Scophthalmus maximus (turbot)
Lineage: Eukaryota; Metazoa; Chordata; Actinopteri; Pleuronectiformes; Scophthalmidae
Product: ATP-binding cassette sub-family G member 4-like
Exons: 15
Coding region: 61-2121 (686 amino acids)
Cellular component (GO): plasma membrane
Molecular function (GO): ATP binding; ATP hydrolysis activity; ABC-type transporter activity
Source: RefSeq, a predicted model, not a curated record